CAGGAAUAUGGCGGCGAGUCAGGGAGUUGGUGGUAACAGUGCGGGCGGCGGUUGUAGUGGAGGUGGAAAUAGUGGUAGCGGUGGCGGUGGCACGGCAGGAGGAGGUAGUGGAGCGGGAGCAGGAGGUGGCGGCGGCGGGACCCUAGUGCUGCCCAUCCCGGUACCGACUCUUUUCGGUCAGCCUUUCCCCAACGGGCCGCAGUGGAACCCCGGGAGCUUGCAGCCUCAACACACCGCGAGGAGCCUGGACCGGGCCCUCGAGGAGGCAGGCAACUCCGGCAUCCUUAGCCUCAGUGGUAGGAAACUUCGAGAGUUCCCUGGCAGUGGCUACGACCUGACGGACACCACCCAAGCAGAUCUUUCAAGAAAUCGUUUUGCAGAAAUUCCUUCUGAUGUCUGGUUAUUUGCACCCCUUGAAACAUUAAAUUUAUAUCAUAAUUGCAUAAAAACCAUUCCUGAACCCAUUAAAAAUCUGCAGAUGCUAACAUACCUUAACAUCAGUCGAAAUCUUUUAUCAGCAUUGCCAAAAUACUUAUUUGAGCUACCUCUUAAAGUUUUGGUUAUCAGUAAUAAUAAACUGGUAUCCAUCCCAGAAGAAAUUGGGAAGUUAAAAGACUUAAUGGAAUUGGAUAUUAGCUGCAAUGAGAUUCAGGUUCUUCCCCAACAAAUGGGGCAAUUACAUUCACUGAGAGAGCUCAAUAUAAGAAGAAAUCAUCUUCAUGCAUUGCCAGAUGAAUUAGGAGAUCUUCCCUUAGUCAAGCUGGACUUCUCUUGUAAUAAAGUGACCGAAAUUCCAGUUUGUUACAGAAAGCUACAUCAUUUACAAGUAAUAAUUUUGGAUAACAAUCCAUUGCAAGUACCACCGGCGCAGAUAUGUUUAAAGGGUAAAGUACACAUAUUUAAAUACUUAAAUAUCCAAGCAUGUUGCAGAAUGGAUAAAAAACCAGAUUCUCUGGAUCUUCCAUCGUUGAGUAAAAGAAUGCCCUCCCAGCCUCUCACAGACAGUAUGGAGGAUUUUUAUCCAAAUAAAAAUCCUGGUCCUGACUCUGGAAUUGGAAGUGAUAAUGGAGAGAAACGAUUAUCUGCAACAGAACCAUCAGAUGAUGACACAGUCAGCCUUCAUUCUCAAGUGUCAGAAUCAAAUAGAGAACAGACAUCAAGAAAUGACAGUCACUCAACUGGAAGCAAACCUGAUUCUCAGAAAGACCAGGAGGUGUAUGAUUUUAUUGACCUCAACACAGAAGAUGUAGCAGUUUCUGAACAAGGAGAUACACAUGUUGGAUCCUUUGUUUCUUUCCUUAAGGGAAAAGAAAAAGGCCUUGAAAAAUUACAGAAAAAUGAAGAAUUAGGAGAUGAAAAAAGACUUGGAAAAGAACACUUACUUGCUGAGGAAGAGGAUGAUGAUUUGAAGGAAGUAACUGAUUUGAAGAAAGUAGCUGCUCAGUUAUUGCAGCAAGAGCAAAAGAACAGUGUCUUAGCAGAUGAAGUUAAUUCACCAUUAUCACCUUUCUCAUGGCAGCCCUUAGAAAAUCAGAAGGAUCAAACAGAUGAACAACAGUGGCCAGAAUCUCAACCUAUAAUUUGGCAUAGUGAAGAAAGGAGGCGGAGCAAACAGAUUAGAAAAGAAUAUUUCAAGUAUAAAUCAUCAAGGAAGAAUUCAAGUGGCAAUGAAAAUGAUGAGCAAGACAGUGAUAAUGCUAAUGUGUUACCACAAACUCCAAUAUCAUCUGAGGUAUAUGAUAGAACUGAUGGUUUUUCACAUGGUCCUUUUGGCUUGAAGCCUAGAUCAGCUUUUAGCCGCUCAUCUCGCCAGGAAUAUGGGGCAGCAGAUCCUGGAUUUACAAUGAGAAGAAAGAUGGAACAUUUACGGGAAGAACGAGAGCAAAUACGACAACUUCGCAAUAAUCUUGAAUCCAAGUUAAAAGUAAUUUUGCCUGAUGACAUUGGAGCUGCACUCAUGGAUGGGGUUGUUCUUUGUCAUUUAGCCAAUCAUAUAAGGCCACGCUCUGUAGCUAGUAUUCAUGUGCCAUCACCAGCAGUGCCUAAACUGAGCAUGGCAAAAUGUCGAAGAAAUGUAGAAAACUUUCUUGAUGCUUGUAAAAAGUUGGGUGUCUCACAGGAAAGACUCUGUUUGCCUCAUCAUAUUUUGGAAGAAAGAGGUCUUGUGAAAGUCGGUGUCACGGUUCAGGCUCUUCUUGAACUACCUACAACCAAGGCAUCUCAGCUUUCUACAGCUUAAUAUAACAUUUAAAAAUCAUAAGUGUAUAGUUUCAUUUACUUGAAGUGAUUUCAAAUUACUCAAAUUCAUGAAUAAGACUAUCUAAUAAAAAAUAAUUUUAUUAGAUCAAGCCUUAGUUUUUAAAAAAAUUAUGUUGUAUUAAAUUUUAAAUAGCCCAAACUUACUUUGGAAGAAAACUGGACUAAAACUUAAGAGUUUUUGAUAAAUUCAAAUUCUCUUUUUACUUAGUCAGCUGAUAACCUUGAUUAUUUUUGAAGUUCAAAUUGACAGUAAAUUUAAAAUACUAUUGCAGUUUAAUAAUUGCUUUAGGUUUAAUUUUUAAUAUAGCAUACCAGUAAUGUCUGGGUAAGGUAAUCUUUUUGACCUAUUUAAAUAAUUCUAUAUCUGAGUUAUUCAAUUCUCUUCUAAUUCUAGUUUAUACAGAAGUUCUUUAAUCUUUGUUCUUAGUUUUCUAGAAGAAAAUGAGUAGAAAAUAUAGAGCUAUGACUUUAUAUUGAAUUGUUUUAGUAUUAUAGGUUGUUGCCAAAAUAUUUUCAGUUGUACUGUAGAUUGUUUACAUGUGAAGUGCCUGUGUAAUUGAUGACUCAUUUAGUCUUAAACAUUUUUGCAAUUUGUUUUAAUGUGUUAUGGAGUCAGUGAAACUUUAAAAUAUUUUAGUAGAUUAUGUGAUGUCAGUAAUAUGUGAGGAUUUAAAUGUGACUCACAUUGUGAUAUUUGUGGGUUUUUUACUUAGUCCAUUGCAAUUUUCCUUAAAUUGGUUAUUUCAUGUUGUCAAAAAACAAUAUUAAUAUGCUUAAUUUAUGCUAUUUAAUUUUGGAAAACUUAAUCAUCUUUUAAAAUGUAUUGUUUGAAGAGUAUUUUAUGUCUGUAUUGAAAAUGUUACACAAAGCAGUAAGGUUUUUGAGAACUAGCAAAGUACUAAUUAUCAAGGACAUUUUGAAAAAGCUGCCAACAUUUGCUUUAUGCUUUUACUUUCAGGAACAUUGCAUCCAUGUGCUCCCUUUAGUUAGAUUCAGAGAGUAACAAUUGAGGAAUAGGUUUUUAUUCAAAAUGUGGUCAUUUGUGGAUCCUGUAAAUCUUAUGAUACUCAACUAACAUGAUGUUGAAUUAAACACAGACCAUUCUGUAAAUGUUUUCACAAAUAUACUGUUACGUAAAGUCCUUGUUUAAUUUAGAGGUGGAUAAAUUUACAUUGGUAGUAGUGCAGGUAUGUUUAAAAAACGUUACUCUAAUGAAUAACUCUGUUUCCUGUAGAAGAACCUCAGUAUAAUUACUUUUGUAGUAGCCAGGCAAGUAUCAUAUCUUAAAUAUGUGAUUAUUUGCACUUGUUACCUCUUAAAAUGGAUGCAACUUAUUAAAUAUGUUGGCCUGGGUGUAUCAAAGGGUAUAUAUAAAAGACAAAAACUAUUGUGCCAAAUGAUUUAAUAAGGGCUGAUUUAGAAACAACUCUGCUUUUUUGGAUCAGUUGGCAUGAAGCCAUAUAAUUAAAUUUUAGCUUGAGAAUACAGAUGUGUUUUUUACACCCCCCAAGGGCCAAAUUGGAGCUUUUAAAGAAUUAAAGGCUCUUAUAACUAUAUAGGCUAAACAUUUUUAGUAAUGUAUUACUUUAAAUAUUUGAGCUAAUUAGUAACUAUUUUUCAGUUGGAUCCAAAAAAAAAAAAAAAAAAAAAACUUCAUUGACAUAAUCUCCCUAGCAAAAACUUAGGUAAUAACGGUAAAAAAAAAUGGCAAAUAAAUACUUCAGCUAUCAGUUUUUAUUGUAGAAAUUUGAUAAUGUUACAAAUAAAGUGAUCAUUAAAAGCUAAAGCAGUCAUACUGCUAUCAUAGUUAACAUGCUCUAGGAUUCCUCUUAUUCAUCAAUCUAGGUGUUAAUUAUUUUCUAAGUAUCUUUCUGUUUUGUGCCAUUGAAAUAUUAGUGAAAUUAUAGGCCAUUUUCUUAUUGAAUUUUACUUGUCAACUAAUUAUUACUUUCAAGAGAAAAUGCACCAGAACCUCACUGUAGCAUUUUUUUACUACAAAGCAAAAUUCCAUUUAGCAUGGGUCUGUCUGAAGUCCAAACUCUGGCAGUUUAUUUACCAUAGUGCCAAAAGGCAACACCACCUCUGAGAAGUUUCACAGCAUAGUGCCCAAGGACACAUUAUAUCAAGGCUCUGAUGUAUUUCUUUUAGUAGUUUUUAAAUAAGUAUAAAACUUUUUAUGGUUAUUAUAUACUUACUUUAUCAGUUAUUGAAUUAAGAAUGAUUAUCAUUAUGUGACUUAGCUAUGUGAUUUGAAGAGGGUUAAAUAAUCAAACCAAAAUAUUUUAUUCGGCCCUAAAAAUGCAGUAUAUAUCUAUCUGCUAAAUUUAUUACUGUAUGGCACAAAAAAAGAAGUGAUGUUGGAUAAGUUAGAAUUGAAAUAAAGAAUGAAUGCAUUACCAUUUAUUUAAUAAUUAUCUUUACAGGAUACUAGUUUAUUGAGUUUUCUAAUGGAAUUUUUUGAAGAAUUCAGAAAUGUUUGUAUUGGUCACAGAUCUAUCAUGACUGAUUUUCCUGAUGGAUUUAAAAAUAAAUGGUAAUUUAAAUGUAUAUUACCGAUGCAAACUGUGGAU
This is a messenger RNA of Phyllostomus hastatus (greater spear-nosed bat), 4829 nucleotides long. RefSeq names its product leucine rich repeats and calponin homology domain containing 2 (gene LRCH2). The record is from RefSeq and is a predicted model, not a curated record. The transcript has 20 exons. NCBI's taxonomy places the organism in Eukaryota, Metazoa, Chordata, Mammalia, Chiroptera, Phyllostomidae. Gene Ontology annotation, molecular function: protein binding. The coding region runs from base 8 to 2239 and encodes 743 amino acids.